This is a messenger RNA of Salvia hispanica, 1126 nucleotides long. Its product is annotated as (-)-isopiperitenone reductase-like. Gene Ontology annotation, cellular component: membrane. Lineage: Eukaryota; Viridiplantae; Streptophyta; Magnoliopsida; Lamiales; Lamiaceae. The record is from RefSeq and is a predicted model, not a curated record.
UGGUCUCAUCUAUAAAACAAAACCACAUAUUCUUUCUUGUAUCCAUAAACAGUAUUCCACUUGUAAAAAAUUCGAAACAAUGGCAGAUGCAGUUGACCACCUCGCACCACGACGAUAUGCUUUGGUUAGUGGCGCCAACAGAGGAAUUGGAUUGGAAAUAUGCAGGCAGUUAGCAUCGAAAGGAAUAGUGGUGAUAUUAGCAGCAAGAGAUGAAAAGAGAGGCAUUGAAGCAAGAGAAAGUCUCAAGGAAUUUGGUAAUGUGUUUUUUCAUCAACUAGAUGUUGCCGAUGCUGAUAGUGUUGCUGCUGUUGCUGAUUUCGUAAGGAAUCAAUUCGGAAGGCUUGAUAUUCUGGUGAAUAAUGCUGCAAGUUUAGGACUAAAGAUUGAUGGAGAUGUGUUGGUUCUUCAUGAGCAAAUAGAAGCAGAUGUUGCUACAGUUUCAUCUGGACAGCUACAAGAAUUGGUGCAUCCGAAAGCAAAGGGAACACUUAUCGAGACAUUCGAGUCGGCACAAGAAUGCAUCAACACAAACUACUAUGGUUUAAAAAGAGUAACCCAAGCCCUCAUUCCUCUCUUACAGCUAUCUGAAUCACCAACAAUUGUCAAUGUCUCCUCCACAUUAGGGAGCUUAGUGCUUCAGCCCAAUGAAUGGGUAAAAGGGGUUUUGAGCAGUGAAGAUGGGCUGAAGGAAGAGAGAAUAGAUGAAGUUGUGCAAGAAUAUCUCAAAAACUUCAAGGAGGGUACAUUGAGAGACAACAAGUGGCCUCUUCACAUUUCAGCCUACAAAGUGUCCAAGGCAGCUGUGAAUGCCUACACUCGGCUUAUGGCCAAAAAACACGACACUUUCUACAUCAAUUCCGUGUGCCCUGGUUACACGAGAACGGAACUCACCCACAAUCUUGGUGUACUUACUGAUGCCGAAGGUGCAGAGGCUCCGGUGAAGCUGGCCCUAGCGCCAGAAGGAGGCCCCUCCGGCUCCAUCUUCUUCCGGGCGGAAGUCUUGUCAUUGUUCUAGACGUACUAGUCUCUUAUUGUUAUUGUUAUUGUUAUUGUUAUUGUUAUUGUUAUUAUACUUUGAGUAUGUGUGUAUGAAAAUAAAAGGAGUAACACUUUGAGUGUUAUGUUA